AAGAAACACUUAUUUGACUUACAUAUUAUAAUAAUUAAUCAGACUUUUAUCAACACUACAAUGUUUCACCGGCAAUUGUUCAUUGUGCUCUUUGCUAUUGUAUCAUUUCAAUUUAAUUCAUGUUUCGUUUUGGAUGCUAUUGAAAUAAUUGAAAAACUCGGAGAAUAUAGCAUCAAAAUUAAUGAAAUAACGGAAGGAUCAAACGAAGGAACUGAUCAAAAGCUCGAUACCAUCAAAGGAAAGCUCGAUACAAUGUCUGAAAAAAUGGAUAACGACUUGAGACAAAUUUUAACGAAUCAACAAAUCGCUCCUUUGUUAAACAAAUUUUGGGCUUUGAGAAUUAAAUUCAAAGGAAAAAUGGAUGCAAUUUAUCGAGAUAUUCCCCGAAACUUGACUGACGUUGAAAGCUCUGCAAUUGCCAACAGUGUCAUUGGAGAUAGCGACGAUUCAAUCCAUCAACUGAUCCAAAAGAUACAUGACACACUUUUCACUCACGACAACGGAGCUUUGUUCAACUAUGUUACGGAAAAUAUUCAAUUUGUCGCAAAUCGUAAAAAGGUUCCCGCAGACAAACUCAUAUUUGAUUUGUAUCUUGGCAUCAUGUCGCUCGAAAUGAAAGCUGCUAUCGGUUUAGAGUUUCAAUUUGAUGUUUUUAAGCAUGUUCAUCCAACUCACAAUCAAGAUCGUCGAAGAAUUGAAAAGAAUAACGCAAUGCAAAGAAUUCAAGUUACAAAAUCAAAAUUCGAGGAAUAUCUAAAGAAGAAAAAGUUUCACGUGAAAAAGGAAACUUUUAAUAUUGGCGAUACAACGAAUUACAAAAAUUCAAUCUACUUAGGGCAAUUAAAAGCAGAUCCCGGAUACGUUAUUUCUGAUUUCAAAUUGAGCAAAGUUGUAACGACAAGAAAUGCAGGUCGAAGAUUUGGAAGUAUUGAUAUUGGAAGUUCGUAUUCGUCUUAUAUUCGUGACGUUUUUUGGUAUCCGGAAAUAAAGCAAAGUAAAUUAGAUAAAUAUGGCGUAAUAGAUCCAACGACAUCUUCAUGGAAAAGCUUUGAAACGUGUCAAGAAAGAACGCCUCUCAAGGAUCUUCGUUUCGUUAAUCAAGAAAACUCAAUAGAUUCAAGCAAUUCAAACGCAUUAACUGGCAUUUCCAUGAUUCGUGAAUCGGAUGGUUCUGUACAAGUUAAGAAAAAUCAUGUAAAAUUUGAAGUCAAAACAGGAGCUUUGGGGAAAAAAAGUGAGUCAUUCACUCCAAGUCAAGAUUCUUGUGCUGAAGUAAAGGCAGCUGAUAAGUCAGAAGUCAAUAGUGCAAUUUUGGGAUUUAAAAUUAAUAAAAGUGAUUCUAAUCUUACUUUGGAAGUAAUUAAAUUUGAUUACAGUACUUUGAUUUAAUAUAGAAAAACUUACAAUGUUUUUUUUGCAAAAUACUUUUAAUUUCUUGAUAAGCGUUUGACUCAAAAUGCCUUAUCGUUUCUGACAAUUUAUUAAUAAAAAAUAUAAUAAAACUCAUUUAGUCCAUUAAAUUUAAUUAUUUUACUUGUCGCAUGUGAAUUUUGAUGAAGGGGGGAGGGGAGAAAAAUUAUUUAAUUUUUUUUUUACUUAUUUUUUGACUUUUUUGAACGUUAAACGUUGAUUGAAGACAUUAAAAUAAUUUUUACUUUUAUUAUUUUAAUUUUUUAAGUCAAAACUUUAAUAAUAUUUCACAAAAUAAAAAUUUGAAAAAAACUACUUUCAAAUGCAUUCUUCUACGUUGUUUUGAAAAUCAGAGCUGAAAAUCUAAAGACAAAAAAAACAAUAAAAAAUUAAUUUCUGCGUUUUAAAUCAAAGUACCUUUUAUUUUAUGCUGAAUAUAAUUUAAACAAGUCACAAAAUUCCGUAUUCAAGAAUUAGAAAAAAAUAUUUUUUCACACUUUUAUAGACGAUUCACUCUUGAAUAAUAACGGUCAAAACGGUCAAAUUGAAACACGUUAAAAUGUCAAAGAAUUAAUCACAGGAAUUGCAUUAAAGAAUAAAUAAUUGAACACGUAGGAUAUCAAGAAUGGCCUUUAUGCACAGUAAAAAAUCGAUGCGAGACAAUUUUUUGGAUUUUUUUUACUGUGCAAAAAGGCUAUCUUUGAUAACCUACGUGUUCAAUUAUUAUUUAUUCUGACGACUUAUUAAUUAAAACAUAUUGAAAUUGGUAGAUAAGAAAGAAUUAAAUUGACACAAAGCAAGAACUUUUGUUUACAUUUUGAGAAUAUAUUAUUUUUGAUAAACUUCAAUCAAUAAUUUUGUUUUCAUAUUUUUUUUUUAAAUUAAAACGCUAUAAUCAAACCGAUUCAAUUCUACAUCGAGGUUCGAUCCCGAUUUAGAAACCCGUACAUUAGUAACAGGAGUAUUUGCGAAUGAAUCAACUGAAAUAACUUGAUUUGGCUUUUCUCUUCCCUCCAAACUUCCUGUUUCAAAAUCAAACUUUACAUAUUUUUUCUGAACCUUCACAUUUCCUCUCGAUACUCGAUUCAACGAAAUUGCUGUCAAAGCAUAUUGAUUAUUUGCAUUACUUGGUAUAAUAUCAUUGACAUUUUCGAAUCUUGUGUCUCUCAGGGCAUCAAUGUUACCAACAUUAUAAUCUUCAAUCCUUUUCCAUGAAGAUGUUUUUGGAUCAAUUAAACCCAUUGGACCUAAUUUGCUCUGUUGGAUCUUGGGAUGCCAAUACAUUUCAAAAACGAUUGGAGGAUUGCGACAAGCUAAACCGAAACAUUUGAACUUUUUCCUACGUUUAACCGAUUCUAAUUUAAAGUCAGAAAUUAUGUAUCCGGGAUCUGCUUGAAGUUGUCCCACACAUAGCCAAUCUUGAACUUUGUAAUUAUCUCUUUUCACGUGUAAUUUGGCACUUUCCAUGUAUUCCUUGAAUUUUAAACUUGUUUUCGGUACUCGAGUUUUUGUGUUAUUUCUUUCAAUGUUUCGUCGAUCUUCAUUGUGAUCUGGAUAAACGUACUUAAAAACGUCAAAUUGAAAU
Messenger RNA from Culicoides brevitarsis, 2995 nucleotides. RefSeq lists its product as uncharacterized. NCBI's taxonomy places the organism in Eukaryota, Metazoa, Arthropoda, Insecta, Diptera, Ceratopogonidae. The transcript is spliced from 2 exons. The record is from RefSeq and is a predicted model, not a curated record. The coding region runs from base 61 to 1389 and encodes 442 amino acids.